AUUGUGGCUGAAGUUCUCAGUUUCGGGCUCACGUAGAUUCGUUUGGUUUGAUGCCAUUGGCGAAGACUUUGCUGUAGGCCACACCGCGUACAGUCUGAGUCAAUAACCUACGAGCGACUUCGAGGCAGCGUUAGCAAAGGUUCCUCUACGCACCAUGCGUUGGCUCUCCGUGCCGUCACAGAGUACAGCCAUGUUGUUCAUGUGGCUGGCUGUUGGGACCAUGGCUGCUACGUUUGGGGCUUGCUAUGGAUUGUGGUUAUCGCGUGGAUGCAUUGCUUUCAUGCCUUUCAUUUCGGAUCUAGGUCUACACGGAAGCAUGAAGACGGUGUUCACUUUGGGCCUCCUUGCAUGUGGAGUUUUCAUGCUCUGCGUUCUCCCACACAUUGUAGUUGCCCGUCAGUCCUUACUUUCCAUUCUUCUGUUGCACAGGCACUGGCAUAAUGUCAACAUCAUGAUCGGUGUUGCCGGUGCGGCGACUGCCUUAGGAGUAGGAGCACUGGGCUUCUUCCCGUGGGACAAGCGUCUUGAUGUCCAUCUAGUCUGUGCUGACGUUAUCUUUGGCGGCGGCCUCGUUUGGGCGGUUGGUAGCUGGGUGCUGGCCCGGCGUUUUGCAAGCGCGUCAUGCGGGAAGUAUGCACGUCACACUUGGGAUUCAUGUCGCCGCAGGCGGCAAUUGCAGCUGCCCGUGGCGGUCGCAAGCAUCUGCGUUCUCGUCGUUGCGAAUCUCUGUUUUGUCGGUGCCUACCUCAGCGACCCAGCGGUGUUCACGACGCUCGGCCUUCGCCGCACGCUGGAGCUAGCGAACGCCAACUUUGGCGGGUACUGUAGCGGCAAUGUUGGCUGGCAUGGAAUGGCUUGGGUCAAUAUGGUGGCAUUGUCUGAGUGGGUCUACGUUGCCUUGCUCGCCAUUGGCGUUGUGCUGGGAGCUGCUGACUUUGAGGCGCAUGUUGCCCUACAGCAGGAUAUCGACGCAGUGCUUCCAACAUCGACCGAAGAUGAGGGCUCGAAAUGGUGGCACUUUCUGUGACUCGCUGGCAAGAUAGUAGGUGCAUGAGGCGCUGCGCUGCGAAAAUACCUGAGAGAGAGUGUGGACAUGCAAACGAUAAUGCGUCUGAUGAGCUGCCUCCAACGUCACUAGCACUUGUGGCCACAGCGAAACUGCUGUGCACAUUGAAUUGUACAGUCGCACUGGGAAUCGUAAAAGAAAAAUGCUUCUCCAAACCGCCAGCUUGCGAGGAUCGGUUAUCAUCCCGAGUCAGGCGUUCAGCUUGCAAGUGGUAGGUGAUCCGUUCUCCCGCCAUACAUGCCGAUGUCAGUCCUGCUCAGUUGUCGCCUCCGGUCAGUCUGUAGCCAAUCGUUGCGUACAAUACCACGUAUCAGCAUCAUCGGAUUGGCAUGUGCAGCCUUCGUGGGAAAUUUGGCCAAGUACAUCCACGAGAGGGCAAGCUACCCUGAGCAAUCUAAACUGGCCGAAUUUAGCCGGUGAGCUCAACGAGGACGAGGGCUUUCAGCUCAGGGUUGCGCCUGGUUUGCACGGAUCAAGAACCCAG
Molecule: messenger RNA, 1550 nt
Organism: Prorocentrum cordatum
Lineage: Eukaryota; Dinophyceae; Prorocentrales; Prorocentraceae
Source: the annotation of a GenBank genome assembly